Molecule: messenger RNA, 244 nt
Organism: Pezoporus occidentalis (night parrot)
Lineage: Eukaryota; Metazoa; Chordata; Aves; Psittaciformes; Psittacidae
Gene: MTLN
Product: mitoregulin
Exons: 1
Coding region: 35-211 (58 amino acids)
Biological process (GO): positive regulation of mitochondrial membrane potential
Cellular component (GO): mitochondrial inner membrane
Source: RefSeq, a predicted model, not a curated record
GAAGCGGGAGGCGGAGCCGGAGCCGGGCUCGGGGAUGGCGCUGGAGGCGCUGCGGCUGCGGGCCGUGCGCUGGGCGCUGCUGGCCGCCUUCGCCGCCGGUGUGCUGGUGGGGUGGCAGGCGGGACGCGCCCGCCGCCGCUUCCUGCGCUGGCGCCAGCGCUGGCUCCAGCGCCGCCUCGCAGCCGCGCAGGAGCAGCUGGAGGCGGCCUGAGCCGCGCGGAACCCGCCCCGGAGCACGGCCCCG